This is a messenger RNA of Cicer arietinum (chickpea), 985 nucleotides long. The record is from RefSeq and is a predicted model, not a curated record. NCBI's taxonomy places the organism in Eukaryota, Viridiplantae, Streptophyta, Magnoliopsida, Fabales, Fabaceae.
AAAAUGUUGAUGUACAUUGUUAAAUUGAAGUUGUCCGUUAAUUUGUUUUUAAUGUGAUAUUUAGUGGAAAGAAAACUCAAUUAAGUAUAAUUAAAAAUGGUUAUGUCGGUCCCAAUAUGUUUGGUUAAAUCCCUAACCUCAAAAUCAUUUAUUUCUUCUUCCUCCACCCCUCUAGAUCUUUCAUAGAGUGCUAUCCAUUGAAAUACCUUAUUUGGUUUAUUAGUGAGUUCUCUAUACCUCUUUGUAACGAGAUGAAAAGUGUUGUUAGGUCUAACAUUUCACCAUUAAUUUCUAAGCAUGAUGUGAAUCGGAGUGAAAGUGUUCUAAGUGUUGAUACACUUGGAAAUGUUGAUGCUCCUACGUGCAAAUGUGGGAAAAAGUGUGUCCUAUAUAUCUCAAAGACAUCUAAGAAUCUUAACAUACCUUUCUUUAGAUGCCCCUAUUUUAAGCAGCAAAAUAGGCCACAUUGUAAUUUUUUCAUGCCGAAAGAUAAAUUUAUUGAGUCACAAAUUACAAUGGUUGAGUUGCUUGAAGCCAAAAUUAAUCAAAUGGAGAGAGAUGUAGAAGUUAUGAAAAUUGAGAUAGAGAAUGAUAUGGAAACCAAAAUUAAUCGAUUGGAGAGAGAUAUGGAAGUCAAAAUUAGUCAAUUUGAGAGAGAGAUAGAACUUAUGAAAAUUCAAAUGAUUGAAAUGCAAGUGAAGAUGGAAGAAGCAACAAAUUGGAAACGAUAUGUAAGGAUGGUAGGGGUUGUGAUUGUGGUUUGGUUAUAUCCUUUUGUAUUUGGAAGUAAGAAAAGAUUGUUUAAGUAAUGUAUUAAAUUUGGGUCAUGUUUGUAUUUUGAUUGUACAAUGUUGCUUUUGGGUUGUAAUGAAAUGUAUUUGAUUUAGAGAAAAAAACCAUGUACACUUACACGGUAGAAGAGUUUUCUACGAACAUAAGUGUAAAAGAGUUUUAUAACGUCAACCAAUCAUAAUUAUACAUUUCA